Molecule: messenger RNA, 1025 nt
Organism: Acanthocheilonema viteae
Lineage: Eukaryota; Metazoa; Nematoda; Chromadorea; Rhabditida; Onchocercidae
Source: the annotation of a GenBank genome assembly
AUGACGGAGUCACCUGUAAUUGACUUUGACGUGUUAUUUUACGAUCAUCUAAUCAAGGAGGAACCAAAAUUGGUAAACAAAGUAUUCAGUGCACAGCGACGAGGUGAAUUAGAAAAAAGACGGCGGUUAUCUGGUAAUUUUAAGCCGCUGAAAGAGGUUGUAAAGGAGUACAAUAAAAUUGUUAGCCGAAAGCGUAGUGCGACUGGCAAUAUCAAUGGUUCGCCGGUCCCUAAAAAGGCUUUAAGACAAGAUGAGAGGGAUGACUCAAGCGAGAGCUCAAGUAGCGAUCAUUCAAUCAAGCAGGCAGCGACAAAAUUAAUCAAUGGUGCAGGAAUAAAGCGACCUCUUCCUCCAUCGUCAUCUUCAAGCUCUUAUUCGGAUAUUCCUAGACAAUCCAUUUUGAAAGCAACUGGAAAAUCACAAACGAAAUCAUCUAGUUCCGGUAGUUUAUUGGCCGCAGAGAAAAACGAUGCAAAGUUUGCUGAAGUUCACCCGCCGCUUAAUCUUGAGACAGGAGAGAAGUGGGCAAGAAAGGAUAGCAAAUCUAGUUCCUCAAGCACUUUAAAUAAGGCUACGAAAAAGGAAAUUAGAAUUCCAUCGACCACGGGGCAAGCUGUAUCGAACAAGGAUUCGUUAACAAAUUCUAGCAGUGAUGAUAGUGAUAGUAACGCUGAAGGGAAAUUACAACCAUGUAUUCCCAAAAAACCAGUAUCUGUCGUAUCAAACGUUAAUUUAAGGAAAAAUGCAGUUACCCGAAGUUCGUCUGACAGCACUUCCAGUAGCGACGAGGAUGCAAAGAAUGGUUUGCGGUCAUCAGUGCCGGGAAAAGUUUCCGGUAAAGUAGUUCCAACCACAUCAAGUGCUAAUUUAAAAAAUGCUGCNCCUGCAAAAAAACCUGAAAGUUCAUCUGACAGCACUUCCAGUAGCGACGAGGAUGCAAAGAAUGGUUUGCGGUCAUCAGUGCCGGGAAAAGUUUCCGGUAAAGUAGUUCCAACCACAUCAAGUGCUAAUUUAAAAAAUGCUGC